AACAACAUGCACCCGUCCGCGGUCCUACUUCUGUGUCUCACCCUCGUCCGCGCUCUACCAUCUCCACGGCAAUCGGAGGCACUGCAGAAUGCCUCUGUCAUGGACCCGCUCCCGAAUACGACGGUGGGGCCGUACCCAACCUAUCAAGUGCAUACGCCUUUCGACCGCGAAUCUUUCAAGCUCGGACUGAUGCAGGAGUGGAUCGAGCUCGACCUCUUCCAUUACGGAUUGGCCAAGUUCUCUCCGCAAGAGUGGCAGCAGCAGCUGGGUGUGAACAGAGACGGGUUGACGCUGAUCCAGUUUAUGGCUAACCAAGAGAGCGGGCACGCGCAGCUGCUGACGAACAUUCUGGGCGAGGGCAAUGCGCCUCUGCGUUGCACCUACAACUACUCGUUCGUCCGUCCGUCGAUAUGAAGCUCUCCGCUCUCUGACGGGCUUUCCAGUGGCGCAUUCACGGAUCCGAGAAG
Mycena citricolor is the source of this 467-nucleotide messenger RNA. Lineage: Eukaryota; Fungi; Basidiomycota; Agaricomycetes; Agaricales; Mycenaceae. The record is from the annotation of a GenBank genome assembly.